Ogataea philodendri is the source of this 417-nucleotide messenger RNA. RefSeq lists its product as uncharacterized. The transcript has a single exon. The record is from RefSeq and is a predicted model, not a curated record. NCBI's taxonomy places the organism in Eukaryota, Fungi, Ascomycota, Pichiomycetes, Pichiales, Pichiaceae. Bases 1 to 417 code for a protein of 138 amino acids.
AUGUCAUCUGAAUCGGAAUUUGUGCGGACCAAUGCUGGUUUCGAUCUGGUUGGAGACUCAUGGGUGGUGAAGGCAGCACGAGGAGUUGGCCCGUUUUUCUCUGCUGCAAUGAUGAACUUGUUGGCAGUACUGCUGCUGAACAGACCGGAUUCGCUUCUCUUGAAUGAAACGGCCGGGGAGUACUUCAAGGCGGCUUUGGAAGGGGAUUCUAACUGGUUAGUUGACGAUUUGAGUCCAUACUCACGCUUUCUUGGAGAAGAAGCAGGGGUAUAUAUGCUAUCUGGCUUCCUUGGCGACUCUGGGAAGUCGUCAAAGGGGUUUCUCUCAAAGUUAUGGGACAUCUUGUUGGAAGACCUUAAACAACUUCGGAUAGAAAUGCAAAUCUUGAAGAUAAACCUGGAAAAGUCAAUAUUAUGA